AUGGUGAUGUUCAGCCGGAUUCUUCACCUCAAGGUCAAUGGGUCAUCAACAGCUCUGCUCCCUCGCUCUGAACAGGCCAUGAGGGAUGGUGAAUUCUCAGAGAAAGAAAAUGAGUUCCGGGGCGAGCUGGUGAACCAGCGGUGGACACGAGGCGAGAGGACCAGUAGCCGCUGCCAGGCCUCCCAGAGACUGCAGAGCCGUCGACCAAUCAUGAUGAGUGUAGAGGGUGACGCCAAGCGAACUCGCACUCGAUCCAAGGGAAUCAGAGUUCCUAUUGAGCUUGUAGGACAAGAGCUGAGCUGCCCCACCCCUGGAUGCAAUGGCUCUGGCCAUAUCAGUGGGAGAUACUCACGACACAGAAGCAUUCUGGGCUGCCCUAUAGCCAGAAAGCGCCGUCUAGAGGAAGCCGAGGCCGAGCAGGAGCAGGACACAGAGAGGCCCGCCACCAAGAGGAAGCCCCAACCCCUGAAAAUGGCCCUGGACGAGGGCUUCAGCGCAGAGAGCGACGCCAGCAGCGAGGCUGAAGGCGAGGGAGAGAAGGAUGGAGAGACAGCAAGAGAGACCAAGGAGUUGGACGAGGAGGACGAGGAGGAGGAACAGAGGGAGGCAGCUGUAGAGGAGGUGACGGAGGAGAUGACAGAAGACCUGAUACAGGAUGGACAGAGAAAUGGACUGGAGGAGGAGACGCAGAUGGAGGAGGAAGAGGAGAGGGAAGAAGAAGUAGAGACAUAUCAUAAGGAGGAGAACACAUUUGCUGCAUAUGAAGAGGAGGAGUGUGUGAUCAUCGAGCCUGAGCCUGGAGCAGCGCCGCCUGCAACCGAGGAGUGCCAGUCGCCCUCUCAGAGUGCAGAGGAGGUGGCCAACUCUCUCCUCCACCUCGGCCGCAUCCCCGACAACAAUGCUCCGACUGUGGCCAUUCAGCAGCCUGUUGCCGUGGAGACUGAGGAGGAUGUCACUGUGGCAGCCGAACGGGGGGAAGAAGUAAAGGACGAGCAGGAGGGGGGCAUGACUGAGGGGGAAGAGGAAGAGGAGGAGGAGGUGUCACGCGGGGUUCAAGCAUCAGAAGAGGCAUCUGUUCUGCAGAAGGAGGCAUUUGAAGUGGAGGAAGAGGAGUUGGAGGAGGAGGUAGAAGAUGAGAAAGGAGAGUGCCCAGACAGGAGCCACCAUGUGAUCCAGAAGAACCACCAAUAUGUUACCGAAGAUGUCCGCCGUGAACUGAUCAAACAUGACAAGGAGGAGGAGGAGGAGGAGGAGGAAGAGAUGGUAGCGCCAGCACAGCAAAGCCGGGGCACUCCAGUAGAAGAUGAGGAAGAGGAGGAGGAGAAAGAUGAAGACAUGAACCACAUUCUGCCCAUUUCUGAUGUGUCAACCGCCAUCCACACCAUCACCAGCACCGCAGCAGCUCAGGGAACACACAACAAGGCAGAGGACCACAGGGCCAGUCCUCUGGAGGACUACAACUCAUACGGGGCCAGUCCCCUUGAAAACUACAACACCAACAGGGCCAGUCCACUUGACAAAUAUGACUUUCAUAAACCUAGCCCGCUUCAGAACUAUAAGGCCAGCCCUCCUUUAAGCUACAGCUCACACAGGGCCAGUCCACUGGAGGACUUCUUCCCCAACCUCAGAGGUGAGAACUAUAAGAUCCACAAAGCCGUGUCCUCCGCCUCUCCCGACAUUAUCGAGGUGCGAUCAGAUAGGUCAGAGGAAAGAGACUUUGACGAUGUGGAUGGGGACGACGAGCGCGAUGACGAAGACAGCCUGUCGCAGCGUUCCGCGGUGACGGACGAGUCUGAGAUGUUUGACAUAACCCGAGGGAACCUGGGCCUGCUGGAGCAAGCCAUCGCCCUGAAAGCGGAGCAGGUGAAGCCGGUCGGGCCCAGGGAUCUGCUCCGCGCCCCAGAUAUCCACCACCAGCGAUACUUCACCAUGGAUGACAGGCCCAAGCACCUGGACAUCAUCCGUAAGAGCUACUUCAGCAAAGAGAGCAGUAGGCCAGAGAAGAGGGAGAUCAAGUGUCCCACCCCAGGGUGUGAUGGGACGGGUCACGUGACCGGUCUUUAUCCCCACCACCGCAGCCUGUCAGGCUGUCCGCACAAGGACAGGAUCCCCCCGGAGAUUCUGGCCAUGCAUGAGAAUGUGCUGAAGUGUCCAACACCCGGCUGCACCGGUCAGGGCCAUGUUAACAGCAACCGUAACACACACCGCAGUCUUUCUGGAUGCCCCAUCGCUGCUGCAGAGAAGCUGUCCAAGGGCCACGAUAAGCAGCUUCUCUCUCAGCCCGGCAGCGAGCACCUCAAAGGAAGUCCUAACGACAGAGUGUUAAGGCCCAUGUGCUUUGUGAAGCAGCUGGAGGUGCCCCAGUACGGCAGCUACAGGCCCAACAUGGCGCCCGCCACACCCCGCGCCAACCUGGCCAAGGAGCUGGAGAAGUACUCCAAGGUGUCCUUCGAUUAUGCAAGCUUUGACGCUCAGGUGUUCGGGAAGCGCAUGCUUGCUCCAAAGAUGCCCACCAGCCAAACGUCACCCAAAGCCUUCAAAACUAAGCCCUCAUUCCCCAGGUCCCUAUCACCCAGCCUCAGUCUCCAUGGUUACGAGAAGAGCUCCUCCUUGGCCUACGACUACUCCCAUGAUGCCGAGGCCGCUCACAUGGCUGCCACUGCCAUCCUGAACCUGUCCACGCGCUGCUGGGAGAAACCUGAGAACCUCAGCACCAAACCCCAGAGCAAGGCAAUUGACAUAGAAGUGGAUGAGAACGGCACCCUGGACCUGAGUAUGAAGAAGCCCAUCAAACGAGAGGGAAGUCUCUCCGGCACCAGCCCCGGGGUUCGGUCCCCAGACCCCUCGUCCUCUUCUUCCUCGCUUCAUCACGGCGGAAGCAGCGGGAUGACAUCGCCAAACCUACACACAUACAAGCAGGAGGAGUGGGAGGGCCCCCUUGAUUACACCAAACCCAACCGCCAAAGGGAGGAGGAAAUGGACGAGAUGGAGCACACAGGCCAUUCGUUUGUCUCGUCCGACCCGGAGGACUGUGACAUGAUGCAGGACUGUCUGGAGGAGAGGAAGUACCCAGGAGAGGUCACGACCCCUAGCUUCAAGGUCAAGUUCCAACCCAAGGAUAGCAAGAAAGAGCUGCUCUCGUGCCCUACACCUGGGUGUGACGGCAGUGGUCACAUCACUGGAAACUAUGCGUCCCAUCGCAGUCUGUCUGGGUGUCCUCUCGCUGAUAAGAGCCUUCGGUCCCUCAUGGCGGCCCACACCCCUGAACUCAAAUGUCCCACCCCAGGAUGUGACGGCUCAGGUCACAUCACAGGAAACUACGCCUCCCACAGAAGUAUCUCUGGGUGCCCGCGUGCCAAGAAAAGUGGAAUUAAAACUCCUACCAAGGACAACCAGGAGGACUCCGAGCUUUUAAAGUGCCCGGUGCCUGGCUGCGACAGUUUGGGUCACAUCAGUGGAAAGUACGCCACCCACCGUAGCGCCUACGGCUGUCCGCUGGCCGCCCGCAGACAGAAGGAGGGUCUCCUGAAUGGCACACCCUUCAACUGGAAGGCCUUCAAGACAGAGGGGCCCACUUGUCCCACCCCAGGUUGUGAUGGCUCUGGACACGCUAACGGAAGCUUCCUCACACACCGCAGCCUCUCAGGAUGCCCCAGAGCAUUGUUUGCCAAGAAGAAGGCCAAGUUCCCCACAGAGGACUACCUGAGCACCAAGUUCAGAGCCAGUGAUGUUUUGGACAACGAUGAUGACAUCAAGCAGCUCAACAAAGAGAUCAACGACCUCAACGAAUCCAACAAUGAAAUGGAGGCUGACAUGGUCAACCUGCAGACUCAGAUCUCUUCCAUGGAGAUGAACCUGAAGAGCAUUGAGCAUGAGAACAAGAUGAUUGAGGAGCAGAACGAGGCUCUGUUCAUGGAGCUGUCCGGCCUCAGCCGUGCCUUGAUCCGCAGCCUGGCUAAUAUCCGCCUGCCACACAUGCAGGAGCCAAUCACCGAGCAGAACUUCGACAGCUACGUGAGCACCCUGACCCACAUGUACACCAACAAGGACUGCUUCCAGAGCCCCGAGAACAAAGCUCUGCUGGAGAGCAUCAACAAAGCUGUGAAAGGCAUCAAAGUCUGAGGCUGGACGCGCCCGCU
Messenger RNA from Anoplopoma fimbria (sablefish), 4139 nucleotides. It is a transcript of the gene myt1b, whose product is annotated as myelin transcription factor 1b. NCBI's taxonomy places the organism in Eukaryota, Metazoa, Chordata, Actinopteri, Perciformes, Anoplopomatidae. Gene Ontology annotation, cellular component: nucleus. The transcript is spliced from 23 exons. Gene Ontology annotation, molecular function: DNA-binding transcription factor activity, RNA polymerase II-specific; zinc ion binding; RNA polymerase II cis-regulatory region sequence-specific DNA binding. Bases 1 to 4122 code for a protein of 1373 amino acids. Gene Ontology annotation, biological process: regulation of transcription by RNA polymerase II. The record is from RefSeq and is a predicted model, not a curated record.